AACCAGCCGCCUAGCGUAAUGGCGGCAGCCGUGUCCAACUCUUUUUCCAGCGGCGUCCAGGCGGCGGUGAGGCUGCCGUCGUCACCGCCGGUCAAGGUGUUGGCAGAGCAGCUGCGGCGCAACACGGAAGGCAGCCCGGGCGUGUGGCGGCUGUCACGGGCGGCGGCCGGCCGCGGGCCGCUGGAGCUGACGGUUGUAUGGAUGCAGGGCACGGUGGUAGCUGCGGGCGGCGGCGAGGCGCGGCUGCGUGACCCAAGCGGGGCCUUCUCGGUUUGCGGCCUGGAGCGGGUGCCGCGCGGCCGGCCCUGCCUCGCCCCAGGAAAAUAUGUGAUGGUAAUGGGAGUGAUUCAGGCCUGCGUUCCUGAGCCAUGCCUACAGGCUGUGAAGAUGACAGACCUUUCUGAUAAUCCUGUCCAUGAAAGCAUGUGGGCACUGGAAGUAGAAGAUUUACACAGGAAUGUUCCUUAGGAGAUGUUGGAGGUGUCAUUAAAAACAACUGCAAUUCUGAAAAGACUUAGGUUCUUAUACCAUGUGGAUUUCAUGGACAUUGUUCAAUAUGUAUGUCUCAAAAAUCUCUCAGAGAGCUGUGCUUUGGCUCACCAAGGAGUCCAGAUGUAGGAUUUCUAAAUGCUGGGAAACACACUCCGGCUCACUCAGCCCCUGCUGCCCCUGUGCUCUGACGGCUGUUUGCUGAUGAAAAGCAGAUGUCGUGUUCAUUCUCUCUCUCUGCUUUGGUUUAUGUGUGUUAAUUCUCUCUAAAGCACAUAGAAAUCUCACGUUGCAUUUUUCAAGUUUUACUAGUGAUGAUACUUUUUCUGUCACCGCUGCAACCCUAUUUUAUGUUGCAGACUUGGGAUCUCAGUCUUUGCCCGUGGUGAUUAAAGCGAAUCUUAGUCAGGUGUGGUUAUGGAUGGGCAGGAAAAUAGACUGUGUGAAAGAAGAAGGACAUCAUGGGCCCGUGUCUUCUCCAUCAACAACUUCCACAUCCAGUUUGCAAGUAAAAUGGUUCAGCAGCCUCUCCAAGACAUAGCUCUCUUCUGAACACCACUCAGCCUUACUGUCCACUUCCCUUAGAUGUGGAUGAUGGUAGGAGAUGCUGAAAUGCUUUCAAGAUUUCUUGUUGAAACUAAAGGUUGAUUGAGAACAACUCUCAGGCAACUGCUAACUUCUGCCUCUUAACUUUUGAUGAGACACUGCAUGGGAGCAUCCUCCUGGUUCUUACACUUUUGGUACGGAAUGACCUUUUGUUGUGAUUGUAUUGAACACUGGGUUUCUGCUCUCUGCUUCUAACCCAGCCCUCUUUUCUUCUUAGAUUGUAAAUGUCAAAGGAGCCAGGUUUUGUUCCACCAUUGCUGUAGAGUUUUGCUACAUUAUUAAUCAUCUACCACUAAUAAAUUGUUUUAUAUGCUGUAUGUUUUUAAA
Molecule: messenger RNA, 1422 nt
Organism: Phyllostomus hastatus (greater spear-nosed bat)
Lineage: Eukaryota; Metazoa; Chordata; Mammalia; Chiroptera; Phyllostomidae
Gene: RMI2
Product: RecQ mediated genome instability 2
Exons: 2
Coding region: 19-468 (149 amino acids)
Biological process (GO): negative regulation of double-strand break repair via homologous recombination; maintenance of rDNA; DNA repair
Cellular component (GO): cytosol; nuclear speck
Source: RefSeq, a predicted model, not a curated record